Molecule: messenger RNA, 1378 nt
Organism: Cynoglossus semilaevis (tongue sole)
Lineage: Eukaryota; Metazoa; Chordata; Actinopteri; Pleuronectiformes; Cynoglossidae
Gene: tceanc2
Product: transcription elongation factor A (SII) N-terminal and central domain containing 2
Exons: 5
Coding region: 595-1218 (207 amino acids)
Biological process (GO): DNA-templated transcription
Cellular component (GO): nucleus
Source: RefSeq, a predicted model, not a curated record
CUUCCUGUUCUGCAACUAAGACGUUCUCUUGCAUUUCUGAUUAUCUUUCAUUUAAUUUAUAUUACGUUCCUAUUCACCCUUUGUGUUUUUAUUUGUCUUCUAACCAAACUGGGUCCCCACUGCAAUGUACUUUCAAUACACAAACAAUAUAUUACAUAUAAAACUAUUACACAAUGUGACAUUAAUAACAUAUGUGGUCUAAAUCAAAUUGUGUUUCAUUAAAAGUUGAAAUGUAUACACUGUGUACAAUCCUAAUAUUUAGUCUUCUAACUUUGUAAUUAAGUAAGUUUUGAUUAUCAACUAAAGAGUUUUCCGACAGCACUUAAAUGCACCGUUUCACUCUAAUGUUGAGCAUCCUUUGCUAAAGGCAUUAAUAUAGACAUUUGAUUUACCACAGUUGUAGUGACAGAAGAAAAAACGAUUACUUGUAAGAAGGGAAAUAGCUUUAUGUCAACGUGUUCUCAUGUAUUAGAUUUGGAAUCAAGUUUAAAUUUUAACAUAGACCUAAUAGAUGCUAACAGCGAUUAGCCGUUGGGUCUGUAUUGCUAGCACAAGUAAAUACAAACCGAGCAGCUUUCUGCUCAGUGCUGGUAAAUGGACAAGUUUGUAAUCCGACGUCCAAAAGGGGACACUUCCCCCAAAAUAAAAAGCAACGAAAGAGUUUACAGACAAGCUACAAUUGAAUCUUUACGGAGGGUGGUUGUUAUUGAAGAUAUCAUGCGCUGCAAGUCCACGUUGGAGCUGCCUGAGCAGAGCAAGGAUGGUCUACUGGGUGCCUUGACAGAGCUGAGCAAGAAGAUCCCAUCUAAGGAGGUCCUGAAGUCCACCAAGAUAGGUCACACCGUUAACAAGAUACGAAAGCAUCCAGACCCUGAGGUGAGUUCAAUGGCAGCAAAGGUAUACACAGAGUGGAGGACAUUCAUUGAGGAGAAUUCCAAUAAGCCGUCUAUUGAAGUGCGCUCUGACAAACAAUCUGAAGGACUCAGGAACAAAGCUAGAAGACUGAUGUCUGAGGCUCUGGAAGUCAAGGAGGAUUCAGGUCUCAUAGACGUCAUUGAGAGAGAAGUAUUUCACCAAAACUCCCGGCUAGUCAGCAGUUCAUACAGACGCACUGUGAGGGCUCUGGUGUUUGCAUUCAAACACAACGCAGACGUAAGAGGACAAGUGAAGGAUAACACAAUGUCAGCAAAGGAAGUUGUUUCCAAAUAUAAGAAGUAGCUGCAGAACCAGAGCUGUGAAAACAACACGAGCCACACAAUGGCGAUCACCAUGAGAAUGACAGCCAGAACACAAAUGCUAAUGAAGACGAUGUCACUCAAAUCGUGAGGCUCGGCUCUAUGCUCCCCUACAUGUCCGCCGGCGUCAUUGUCGAUUUGUU